AUGGAUCCAUACUGCUCCCACUGCGACCGCACGUUUUCCUCCAAAGAAGCCCUAAAACUCCACGCCUCCAUUAACAUCAAUCAUGCCUACUGGUGCACACGGUGCUCGCGCGCCUUCCCCUCCCAAACAGCAAAAGCAGCACACAUAGAUCGUUCGACCGCCCACAACAUAUGCCAAAGAUGCAUCCACCAGGACUUCAUAACAGAAAAAGACCUACAAGCUCAUUUACAACACAACCACCACGAGUGCCAAACUUGUAAACAGGCGUUCGCGGACACAAAGGCCCUCGAUGAUCAUGUGCGCAGUGCACAUCUGUCUUGUGAUGUUUGUGGUCAGGUCUUUGGGGAUGGUAAUAGUUUGGAGAUGCAUAAAUAUAGCCACCAGGAGCGGGCUUUGCAGUGUUUCGGGUGCUCUCUCGCGUUCGGAAGUUACUCUAGUAUGAUUGCUCACUUGGAAUCUGGGUCUUGCGCUUGCGGCAUUACUGGGGAUAUGGUCAAAGCCAUCGCAUUAGAAUUCUCCACUAUGCAGGGACACAAAAUGCCCGAUCAGGCAUCUGAGAAGUAUCUUUGUCCGGCUUGUGCCAAAAAGCCUGGUUCUCUUUCUGCCUUGUGCCAGCAUGCGGAACGAGCUCCUGGCUGUCGGCAUUUGAUCAACGGGACAGGAGUCUUGGCUCAGCUGAUGAAGUUCCUGAAAAAGUCUAUGUGA
Messenger RNA from Aspergillus pseudotamarii, 705 nucleotides. Its product is annotated as putative C2H2 finger domain protein. Gene Ontology annotation, molecular function: sequence-specific DNA binding; DNA-binding transcription factor activity, RNA polymerase II-specific. Gene Ontology annotation, cellular component: nucleus. The record is from RefSeq and is a predicted model, not a curated record. Bases 1 to 705 code for a protein of 234 amino acids. Gene Ontology annotation, biological process: regulation of transcription by RNA polymerase II. The transcript has 2 exons. Lineage: Eukaryota; Fungi; Ascomycota; Eurotiomycetes; Eurotiales; Aspergillaceae.